Messenger RNA from Effrenium voratum, 3627 nucleotides. The record is from the annotation of a GenBank genome assembly. NCBI's taxonomy places the organism in Eukaryota, Dinophyceae, Suessiales, Symbiodiniaceae.
AUGGAAGAGCAGUGGCAACUGUUGCCUGAACUGGAGUACACUGAUGGUGUGGACUCGUGGAAUGUUCGCACAAGCCCAGAUCUGGACUCCUUUGUGCUUUGCGUUUUGCAAGCCGGUCAUCCCUUCACGGUCUUAGAGCAGCAGGGUGACUGGCUGCAGAUCCGAACUGAGAAUAACGUCAAGGGCUGGAGCUACCGCAAGUUCGGCGCCCGCGACGUCCUGGUGCCGCUGCACGAGCCGGAAGCGGCGGAAGCGGCGGAAGCGGCGGACGCGUCGAGGCCAGAGACGCCUGUGAAGGCCGAGCUCACGGCCGGGGAGUUGUUGGCCCAGCUGGGCGAGCGGCGCAGGUCCUUGAGCAAAGCCUCGGCGGAGAAGGCCGCGCCCCAGGAGGUGGUGAGGAGAGCGUCCGAGGUGCAGCAGACCAUGUGUCAGCUUGAGCUCUGUGGAAUCGAGCAGGAGCGGCUGUUGGCCGCCGAGAGCGAGGAGGACCUGGCGGCCAUCCAGCGCGCAGUCGAGGACCUUGCCGACGAUUUGCACAGAAACUCUUCCUUCAAGCAUUCAGAGUUUGAGAACCCGCAUAAAGAGAGCUGCUGGCUCUCCACUUUCUUCCAAAGCCUCUGGCACUCGCGGGUCUUCCACGUACUCUUCGACAACUUGGUGCGGCCACUGCCCUCACAGGGCCACGGCUCCGCGGAUGCCUUGCGCAAGACCUGGGACCUCUACGAGCGCGGGGGCCCGGUGCCGGUCCAGGCGCUGGUGGAGGCGUGGGGCGGCGGCUACGGCGACUGCGCGGAGGCGUUCUCAAGGCUCCAGGAGGACCCCUCGCUGCAGUCGCUGUCGGAGCUCAUCGCAUCAGUCCCAGUGCCCUUUGGAGGCCCCACCUUGCCCCCGGCGGCGCUGUGGUCGGAGGUGACGCAAAUGGGAGUGGAAGAUGCACCCUUGCUGGCUCUGGACUUGAUGCUGCCACCUCUGUCCAGCGCCGCCAUUCUUACGCUCACACUGGCCCUGGUGCCACGCCGAAAGCCUUUGGGCGAGCCAGAUCUGGGCGCAGCGCACCACCUGGUGGCGAUGAUUUGCUACAUCGAGGCUUUCAGGCAUUAUGUGGUCUUUUGUCGCCGCCAGUCUGAUGAAAGCUGCUGGCUCUUCUUCAAUGACUUGCCAGGUGUUGCCCGAGGAGUGCGCAAGGAGUUCUUUGAUUGGGCAGCGGUUGCCCAUGAGUGUGCUCGUUUUGAGCUGAGACCCAAGGUCCUCUUCUACGAAAGCGCUGACAAGGCGGAAGAGGGCAUGAAAGUGGUAAGCCCUUCCCUCCGAGCCUCAAUACAGGCGGCUGCUGCGGCCAAAGUGGUUCAAAGCCGGCGGCUUCUGUGGGGUCUCGGGGCAUGUCUUGUGCUGCUGCUGGCGCUGGCGAUGCGGCUGCUUGAGAUCACUCGGAUACUGGUGGUUGGCUUCGAGUGCGAGGAGUUGGACACCCUGCGGCAUAGGCAUGACCUGAGCGUGGAGUGCAAGUCCGGCACCCACAUGAUGUGGCUUGUAUUCAGCACGGCGGGCCUUGUCAUCUACGGUCUUGGAGUACCUGUUUCGCUGUUCAUUGCGCUGUGCCGGGUCCGGAAGCAGCUUUUCCGCUCGGAAGUUCGGAAGCGCUUUGGGUUUCUGUACAACGGCUUCGAGCUGAAGUAUUACUACUUCGAGUCUGUCUACAUGUUCCGCAAGGUGAUGAUUCUUCUAUUCUUCACUGCCCCAACCAUGUAUGUGCGCAUGGUGCUGAUGCUUUUUACCUCCUUUGGCUUUAUCCUUCUCCACGUCUACUCCGGGCCCUUUGACAACCGCAGCUACUUGUGCUUGGAUCGCCUGGAGGCCAUGAAUCUAUUCGCGUUGACUGCAACAGUCUCAGCUCGUCUCAUUUUUGACCUCCGCAAGGAGCUGUCCGGAGAAUUCUUUGAGGAAGUGGUGAAUCACUGGACAAUGAACUUUGCGCUUGUGCUGAGACCUGAGGGCCUCGCAUCUCACUGGACGGACUGUACCGCCGAUCCUAUUCUCGGCCCCAUAGUUGCUCGACUCUCUUGCGCCAUGACGCCUUCUGACACAAGCUCCUCCUCAGAGGAAGAAGGCUUUGAGGACAUCCGCAAUGAGGAUGUGGAGAUGAUGCCGAGGGAUAUUGACGGCACCUGCUUCUCUUGGAGAACCUUCGCAGCGUAUGCUGGACCGGGAUGGUUGAUGAGCUUAGCCUACCUGGAUCCCGGAAACCUGGAGAGCGACUUGCAAAGCGGCGCCUACACGGGUUACAGCCUUCUUUGGGUGCUCCUUCUUUGUACUAUUGGAGGGCUGAUCCUGCAGAUUCUGGCGGCACGACUAGCUGUGGUGACAGGACGCGACUUGGCGCAGACUUGCCGAGCCGGAUACCCGCGACCUUUGUCUCUGCUUCUUUGGAUGAUGACCGAGUUGGCCAUCAUCGCUGCUGACAUCCAGGAGGUGGUGGGCACCGGCAUCGCGCUGAAGGUGCUAUUUGGCUGGCCGCUAUGGGUUGGGUCCCUGGCAACUGGGGUGGACACCUUCACCUUCCUGCUGAUCCACUACCUGGGGAAGCGCUUUCUGGAGGCCUUCAUCUUCGCCUUGAUCUCCAUGCUGAUGAUCUGCUACCUGGUGAACUUUUUCUUCAUGCCGCCCAGUGCCAGCGACUUCUUCAGCGGCUUUACGUUUGGCUGCCCCGACUACGCCACAGUCCAGCUGGUGGGUACUGUCGGUGCCGUCAUCAUGCCUCACAACCUGUACCUGCACAGCGGCAUCUGCAAGCAGCGUGUAUGCGAUAAAGGUGACCAGGAGCACGUCAGGCAAGCCAACAAGUACACAGCAGUGGACUCGGCAGCAGCACUGGCCAUCUCCUUCCUCAUCAACGCGGCGCUGGUCUCGACCUUCGCCACCGGGUUUUUCAGCACCACCUGCGCUGAAGCGUCCGACGGCCCCUUCGCCUGUGUGCCUGGAGGCGAUCCCAGUGUGAGCUGCACCACUGGCACUGGGACUGUUGGACAGUGUGGGGAGAUUGGGCUGGGGCAAGCUGGAAACUCCUUGCACCGGCUCUUCGGAAACCACGGCGACACGGGCCGCCGCAUGUUUGCGUUAGGACUGCUGGCUGCAGGUCAGGCGUCCACGAUGACUGGCACUAUGGCUGGGCAGUAUGUCAUGGAAGGUUUCCUGGAGUGGCGCAUCCCGCUGUUUCUUCGCACCCUCAUCACUCGCCUGCUUUCCCUGGGCCCGGCUGUUGCAGUUGCGGUGUAUACCAGCACAUCGCCGAACCUCAACAAUCGAGUGGACCAAUGGAUCAACGUCUUGCAGUCUGUACAGCUGCCUUUCGCUCUUUUGCCGGUACUCCACUUCAACUCGGACUCCCAGCUGAUGGGGAAGUUUGCGUUGCGACGCAGGUACCGAGUGGUCUGCUGGAUUUUGGCCCUCAUCGUGAUUGCGGUGAACGUCUUCCUGGUUGCUCAGUAUGCGCACUCAGAUUCUGUCUUUACCCGGGUGGCUGUGGCUCUGUUUUUUGUGGUGUACCUUACUCUGAUCGGGUGCACGGUUUGGGCUGACGUUGUGAAAGGAUAUCGCUUCAUUGUACAGUCACUUUCUCGGACGAAUUAG